This is a messenger RNA of Amyelois transitella, 6448 nucleotides long. It is a transcript of the gene sns, whose product is annotated as nephrin. The record is from RefSeq and is a predicted model, not a curated record. The transcript is spliced from 28 exons. Gene Ontology annotation, biological process: cell-cell adhesion. Gene Ontology annotation, cellular component: cell-cell junction. NCBI's taxonomy places the organism in Eukaryota, Metazoa, Arthropoda, Insecta, Lepidoptera, Pyralidae. Gene Ontology annotation, molecular function: cell adhesion molecule binding. The coding region runs from base 176 to 4408 and encodes 1410 amino acids.
AAAGUGACGAAUACUAACCGGUGUUGUGUGACGAAUUAUAUUUAAAAAAAAAAAAAAAAAAACAAAAUGUUUAGGUGAUUGUGACGAAUUCUAGAUUUAAAAAAAAUGUUCAGGUGAUCAGAAUCUGACGGUUAUUGAACUAUGUGCAGUGUAGUUUUAGUUCGAAAUAGUGAAAAUGAGUGUCAACAUGUGGAAUUUAGUCGCUAUAUUCAAUGUUCUGGUCUGCGUAUCGGCUGCCGGUUUCCAGCAGCAGUACUUCAGGACGAUGCCGAAGAGUCUGAAGGUGCAUGAAGGCGCUGAAGCGGUGCUGGAGUGCGCUGUGGGCAACCUCGCUGGCCAGGUCCAGUGGGCUAAAGAUGGAUUUGCACUGGGCUUCUCAUCUGUGAUCCCGGGGUACCCUCGUUACACCAUGUUUGGUGACCGGCGCCAUGGGGUCUACAACCUUAGGAUAGUCAACGUGAGUCUGGAAGAUGACGCCGAGUACCAAUGUCAAGUUGGACCGGCGCAGAUGCAUAAGGUCAUCAGAGCGAACGCUACCCUCACUGUUAUAUCGCCACCAAAAGCAGUUGAGAUAACUGGACACGCUCCGAACUCCAAGAUGGAGGUGAAGAAGGAUGAGGAAGUCACCUUCGAGUGCCUGGUGAAGGAAGCCAAGCCGGCAGCCAAGAUUGUCUGGUACAAAGGCAAUGUGGAAUUGAAAGGAGAUAAAGUUGCACACGAGCGAGUGAAAGAGAUAGAAGGUCCAAAUGGAAAUCCCAAAUCGACCAGAUAUACAACAAUCUCAAGUGUUCGCUUCGUAGCGACUUCAGAUGACGAUUACGCCGACUUCACGUGCGAAGCGAGGCAUGACGCUUUACAGAGAGAUAACCCGAUGCGAAGCACAGUUCAGCUGAGCGUGUUAUAUCCCCCUGGGGCCCCGUACAUAGAAGGCUACGCAGACGGGGAGACGGUCAGGCGUGGACAGAGUCUCGAAUUGGUCUGCCGCAGCCGGGGCGGGAACCCACCAGCUCAGCUUAUAUGGUACAAGAAUGGAGAGCAGAUUAGAAUGGCAUACAGAACGAGCGGGCGUAUGUCAGAAAACGUCCUAUCCUUCAAAGCGGACGCCUCGGACAAUAAGGCCCGUUACACAUGCGAGGCCAAAAAUGUCAUGAUCAACUACACUCUGAAGGCUGAGAUCGACCUUACAGUAUUAUUCGCACCUUCCCACGUGACCAUAUCAGGGCCUACUGAAGCUAGAGUCGGUGACCCAGUGCCUCUGACCUGCAGUACCGCCCCCUCCAACCCAGCGGCCGAGGUCAAAUGGCUGGUGUCAGGGAAACAUCAUAAAGAGACCACUGAGAAGACGGCUAUUUCACCUGAAGGUGGAUGGAUUACGACAUCUAAUAUAACAGUAACGGUGGAGCCGAAUAGGAGGGCUGUCACUGUAGUCUGUCACGGAAUCAACGCUCAGCUGACUGAGAAUGUAGUCGCUUCGCAUACUAUCAAUGUUCUGUAUCCACCAUCAGCUCCGAUGAUAACUGGGUAUGUGCCUGGAAGUAUCCUCGCUGCCGGCACGGUUCAGAAGCUGUCCUGCAUAUCAUCAGGUGGAAACCCGCUGGCAACUUUGACCUGGUUCAAGAACGAUAAGAAGAUACACUCGCUGACGAAAAGAACGGACAAGUCAGUGUCUGCAGAGAUCUCAAUCCUGACAAACGUGACUGACAAUCAGGCGCAGUACAAAUGCGAAGCGACGAACAGCGCAACAGAAAUACCACUAUCGGAAAAUGUUACCCUCAAUGUGCACUUCGCACCGGAAACGGUUAAAGUUCGCGCCGAACCUGAGGAACUCAAGCCGGGAAUCGAAGCGACACUACACUGUGACGCCGCCUCGAGCAAUCCGCCCGCUGUGCUAUCGUGGUGGCGGGAUGGUAUACCAGUUCAAGGACUUCCAAUGCAAACCAAGCCGGGUCUCCACGGCGGUACAGUCUCCACCAUAGAACUGAAAUUGAACAUAAAGAAGGACAUGAACAACGCUGUUUAUACAUGCCAAGCUAUGAACGAAGCUCUCCAAAGGAGCGUACAUGACGCUUUGACUCUCAAAGUGCUGUACGCACCAGUUUUCGAAGAGAUGAUCCAACCUAUAGUGGGCACGGAGAACGAGCCUCUCAUCAUCGUGAUGAAGGCAGACGGGAAUCCUGGUAGUAUCACGUACACGUGGACUAAAGACGGGGCGCCUAUCCCGCAGUCGUCAUACGGCGGUGCAAAUGACAGAAUAAUAUCCGAAGGCAACAUGUUAAAUGUAACCAAAGUAUCAAGAAAUGAUGCUGGAGUAUACACGUGCGAAGCUGUCAACUCUCAAGGAGCUGCGAUCCACAACGUCACUAUAGCUGUUAAUUAUCCUGCUAGUGUUAAAUCUGUUGAGCAAACGAGUAUCAAAAAUCCCGAUGAAGACGUUGUAUUAUCUUGCAGUGCAACUGGCAAUCCUCUAUCAAAAGAACAUAUUAAAUGGAUCAGAGAAGGAUAUGAUACAGAAUCAAAAACCACUUUUGAUCCUAACACCCUGACCAGUUAUCUAACAGUACCUAAAGCUAAUAAAGACGACGUUGGUAAAUUCAAAUGCGAAGUGUACAACGGUUUAGGCGAUAGAGACAGUAAGGAAGUUAUGUUGGUAGUGAAAUUCAAACCGGCAAUGGAUAAUUCACCGAAAAUAGCGAAAUCAGCGUCAAAUGUAGGCCACGUGGCGCGUUUGAUUUGCAAAUGCAAAGCCGUUCCGGCACCAAGUUUCACUUGGUCCAAAAACGGAAUGAAACUCCCAGUGAAUACUUCAACAAAAUACUUCGCCGAGUACUAUAAAUCUAAUGAUACAAUCACUUAUACUUCAGUUUUGCUGAUAAACGAUGUGACUACAUCUGAUUAUGGUACUUUUGAGUGUGGCGCUAGAAAUGAGUUAGGGUUUAGUACGACUUCGGUUCGAUUGGACGUCACUAGUGCGCCGGAUCAAGUUAUAUCGAUGAGUGUAACGAACGUGACGCACAAUUCUGUGACACUGGAGUGGGCGCCUGGAUUCGACGGAGGUUUGACAUCUUGGUACCGUAUAAGAUAUAGGAAAAUAUACGACGAAGCGUACCGUUACGAAGAUGUUAUACCAAGAGAUGCGACCACGUUUACUAUUACGAAUCUAGAGAAGAAUACAGACUAUGUUUUCUCCGUCAUGGCUAUAAACAAAAUUGGACAGAGCAAAUAUCGGCCUGACGACACGAAGGCUACAACAUUGAACGCACCUACGUCGGAGGUGGGAGAACUGAAUGUAGUUCCAACAGAACUAGUUGAAACAGCCGACGUUUCUCGCCCUGUGAUUGUGUACGUGUCAAUAACUAGCAUCGUAUUGAUUUUGGUUAACGCCGCUUUGGUAGCCUGUUUUGUUUUUAAGAGACGCUCGAGAAGGCUGAAAGAACAAGCGGGCCAGUCUUCCAAAUCGGCCACGAUUGAAAUGUACGCGCCCUCGUCAUACAACGACACCAUGACCGGAGAGACCCUCAGUUCAGUCUCUGAGAAGUCCGAAACUUACUCACAGGACGACGGGGAUGAUAGGCCUCCGCCCCCGAUACCUGAAGUGCCCAGCAUGGCUAAUAGGCAUAUGUUAAGUCAGCAAACCGAGACCUACCUCAUUGACGAGCAGGGCAUGGUAAUGCCCCCUCCCCUCGACUAUCCGCCGCCAAACUACGCUGUUUACGAGGGUGGUGACCACGCAAGAACGUUGCCGCACCCACACAGACAUAAAGAUAUUUCUGGACACAACACGUUGGGAAGGAGCGCUGGUAAACAAAACUAUGCGCCGGCGCCGAGCCCGAUGCCUCCUCUAGACGGUUCCUACUACAACAUGUCAUCAGACCGCUACCUAUCCUACCCGCCGAUCAUCUCAGAGUAUUUGCAUCAACAGCAAACCGGCCGCACUCCGACUCCCCCGCAGCAAUAUGGCGCCCAGCCCCUGGUCAAACCUCACCUCAUGAACGGGGGGGUCGCGGGAGGAUCACCAUCACAUGUAGCCAGCCCCCCGCUGAACUACGGAAUGGAUGGUAUGGAUAGGCAGUCUGCAGGAGGUACAUUGAGGCGUCAAAGGCUAGACAAGAUGGCGGUCCCACCGCCGGAUGUAACAGUUUUACAUCAGGGUAAUUGUCAACAGCACCUACCACAAACGCCAUCCGUGAAACAGCCGCAAUCCAUCCUCAAAGACCCUUCACGGCACAAAUACAACCAAUACGGUAGUCCAGUCUCCUCCAGUACUCCUCAAAGUAACUCGAGCCAAAUCCUGACAGUCCAGAAUCUUCCCAACGACAUCCCACAAUACGGGACUAUAAGGAAAGACAAGAAACAAAACGUAACAAUAGAUGAAUCAUUCAACAAGCGAAACGAAACGCACGUAGUGUAAAAAGACAGUCAUUAGAUAGAUAUGAAAUUGACUUAAUGUGAUAUGGUGUAGUUAGUGAAGUGACAUUGAAACUAAAUAGUGAUUAAAGUGAAGACAAUCGACUUGUGAGUGAUGGUAAAAGUGUUGUAACUUAUAGUGAAGGUAACUAAAUUAGAGGAAUGAUAAUGGAAACAAAUGAAGACUUACUUUCUGUUCAUUUUUUUGUUGAGGUACGUGAACAGUUUAUCUCUGGUGUUCGAUUCUCGGUCAGGUCAUGGUGUCUGAUCGGCCAAUCCUUCCGAAUGAUUCACAAUUAUUUUUUUCAAGUGAUAUGAUGCUUAUAAAUGAUAAGUACCUUUAUAAUUUUAUGAAAAGCUCAAUUUGUGUGGUUUUUCUAAUAAUUAUUUGCGAAUACAGAUCGAAUUAAUUUUAAUUAUCAACAUUUCAUGAUUUAAUUAUGUCAAACACUCAAUUGACAAGUUUGAUAAUAAUCUGUAUAGUAAAAUUAUCAAGUUUCUAACGUUUUCAAAUAGACUAUAGAAUUCAUAAACCCACUAAACAGGUUCGUGUAAAAUCGAUGUAACAUCUCCAUUCAGACGUAAAACAGACGAGGUUAUGAGAGUUCAAAAUACAAAUUCAGCUAGAAUUGUUGCGACGCCGACUAUUUUGAUAUUGAAUUGUUUAUCGACAAUUUCUGAGUUAUGUUUAUCGAAUUCGAAUAAUGAAUUCCAGUCGAUUUGAGAUUGAGAACAUAAUUUUGAGACAAUCAAAAGCUGUAAGUCCGUUUGUUAAGUGUCACAAAGAAGGUUAUUAAUCACGUGAUCGAUUCGGCCAAUAGCAUUGUACUAUAGAUGCAAUAGACAAUUUGAUUGGCGGAAUUGAAGUCACGUGGUUUGUGGUUGAUCUUGUUUUAAAUAUAACUGGCUAUGGAAGGAAUCAUAAUGGAUUUCCUUAUUAUAAUUGUAUUACAGUGUGUGUACAUAUAAAAUAUGUGUGUUGUUAUGUCAGUGAAUGCGUACACGCAACUAAAAGGGCCUAACUGGCCACAAGUCAUAGUACUUAGACUAUACUAAGCCUAAGUAGCUAAGGCCAAGGUUGUCUAAACGACUGAAUUAUCGUAUAGGUUAUAACGUCCAAAAAGACACUAGGAAAAUACAUUUUUAAUUGUCCAAAUGUAAUAAAAUCAUUUUAGGUAUAGUUAAAUUUAUUAAUAUAAUUUUCUUCUAAAUCGAUUCCAGAACGGAUCUCUUUUAAUUAAGUUUUUAAUGGAAAUUAUGAAAUUUCAAUUAUAUUGGGUGAUUAUAAAUGUGCCCUGUGGUUAUAGAGACGAUUGUUUUGUAAAGUCCAAGUUGAAAUGCAUUUAUUGUUAAUAUAAAUAUUGUUUUCAACAAACACGAUUGUUAAAGGCGUGCCAAAGUUUUUCUUACUAAAAACUUUAUACUAUAUUUCUUAGAAAGUUCUAUAUUGGUGAGUCGAGUUUUUUUGAGGUGAGCGGCCAAAGGGAGGGAUGAACUGAAGUAAUUUGCAAAACUGUCGGUAUUUAUACUAUUCAUUGCAUCAAAUACAAAUACGUUAUUUGAUAUAAAUGCGGUACAAUUAUAGGUGUUACAAAGCAUAUACAUUUCGCGCAUUUAACCAGUCAUGGCAUGCAAAAAUACAAAAAAAUUUAAUUAUCUCUUUAUUUAAAAAUUAAAAGUUAUUUUUUAAGCGAUUAAAAAUUCAUUGAUGGUUUUUUUAAUGGAAUUAUUUCAGGAUUGACAAAUUAAAAUUUUUCAAGAAAUCUGAAUUACUACGUCAAGAAGAUUACGAUUUAUAGUGUUUUUUUAAAGGUUGUUGUUAAUGUUAUCGAUAAUUUGACGCCACAACACUAUUUCUCCGCCCCUUGCUCGCUAGCUUCACUCGACUUAUCCUGUUUACCUAUAAUCAAAUUGUUCCAUUUUUGUAUUACACUCUUCUUUGUUAUUCUUAUUUUAUAUUCCUUGCGCAAAAAGACUUGGUCAUACUGGAAGCUUACACACUUUUAAAAUACAUGUUUAAAUUCUUUUUUAAGGUAUUAAUAUA